Drosophila yakuba is the source of this 2696-nucleotide messenger RNA. RefSeq lists its product as uncharacterized. Lineage: Eukaryota; Metazoa; Arthropoda; Insecta; Diptera; Drosophilidae. The record is from RefSeq and is a predicted model, not a curated record. Bases 1557 to 2360 code for a protein of 267 amino acids. The transcript has a single exon.
AAAGGAGGAGAAGUAGGAAGAGAAGGAGGAACGGCAGCAAAGAAAAGCAGCAAACAGCGGAGCACUCUCCUCCUCUCCAGGCCUCUCGCGCCGCUCCCUCGCUCCUUAUCAGUAUCAAUGGUCAGCCCCAAAAGAGCAGAGCGCAUGGAGCGGAGCGCGCAUGGAGAACUUUGGGCGGGAUUGCAAGUGGGAGAGGGAGAGCGGGAGAGUGGGAGAGCGGGAGAGCGCCGCCAAGUGAUCGGGAGCCAAUACGCUGAAUUUGAAUUGUGGCCACCUUAUCAGUUUAUAAUAUUUCGUACAGGUUUCGUGCUUCCAAUUGUGUUGUCCACAUGCAAAUAACACGGCAUUUUCGGGUGGCAGGGGGUGUCUUCCCCUCCCCCUCCCGCUUACGCCUUUCUGCUUUUUUGACUUUCUGGCUUAGUGUUAAAUAUUAAUUAACAAAUUUGCUCGAGUUGAACUGUGCGUAAAUCGAAAUCACUACGGCCAUAAAACGCGCAACACAAUCAUAACAAAUGGCGUGGAACACACACUCUCACACUGUUUUUGGACCACACUGAGCACCAUCAUACUCUAUUCCAAGUCGAAGUCCCUGUCACUUUCCACUUUGCAAUUCCUUUUUCCAAGUGUUUUGCUUGUCUGCAGCAGAGGAUGACAGCACAGUGGGGCAAACCCUAUUACUUCAGGUUUAGUUUGCUUUUGGUUUUAGCCAAAAGAAGUCCCAUAUCAAGGCCGGCGAUACGCGACUGUUCCAAUCCCCGCCAGCCACUGCGAAUGGCUGAUGCUCUGCAUCAUGCUUCUCUGCUGGAGCGGUACACUGGGCUCGCCCUCGUGAGGAGUCACACAGCCAACGAUGAGCAUUGGCAAUCAAACUUGACCGCGCUUCGCACUGAUCGCAUAAUUUGCUGGACAAAUAGUGAUUUCUAAUGCUAAAAAUACACACACAAUACACCCCAAGACCUGGCUGACCAGGCGACGUCGGUCACAGGUAGGCCAUCCCCGAUGAUGAUGAGUGGGUCGACCAACCCGUGAUCCUACGAUAUACGAGUAUAUACGAGUAUAGACGCCCCACGCUCGUCGCCUCCUGACGUCCCCGAACCCUUCACCGCGCCACGUUAAUGGUUGUCGUAAUGCGACAAUAUUGAUAGCCGAUUAUACCAGGCCAUUGAUAACGCCCUCGCUGGCAGGGUGACUGCGGGAGGGGAAGGGUAUGGGGGGACUGGGAACGGGAAUCAAUUCCGCAUAGUGCGUCCGAGGGUGGUCGUGCCACGCCCCAUUUCUAAUUGAUAAGAUAGUGGAGUCCAGGCCGGAUGAAAUGGAGCGCUGCUGCAGGCUUCACUGCUCACAAGGAGCGAAUUGGCGCCUCAGCAGGAACAGCAACACCUGUAUACCCUAAAUACUCUAAAUACCCUAAAUACCCUAUACACUUUUUUUACCCGGUAGCCAAGUGUCACAGGCAUCAAUCACAAGCUAUUCCAUAUUUCACAUCCGACGGAAGCCCAGAAUAUAUUUUCUUCUGUACGUAAGACAAACAAAAAUAAGUAUUAUAUUUGCUCGCAAUGGAGCUCUCCCAACUGGAGGACCUAUACCACUGGCGCCGCUCAUUUUGGGGACUGGGCAAAGAAGCUAUCCGUAUGCCAUCGAGCUGCAGCUCCCGCCCACCGAGCAAUCCUCGCCAGCUGUUGGCUUGGCUAGCAUCUUUGGAGCUGCCCAUGCUGAAGGACGAGACACCGCCGCCCAGUUUCUACUUCGAUUUGCUGGAGGCCAAUGCCGUGGCACUGGACCGCAGUGUCCACAGCGGCAAGCUGCUCAUAACGCUGGGUAGUCAGACGGAGCAAGUUCCGGAGGAGUAUGUGUCCCACACACUGGCAUUGCUGGCGACCACGGCUCUGCAGCUAUGCAGACCUGGAGAUGCGCCAGCCUCACCAUGUCAUGCGGCAUCUGGUGAUGCAGUACCACUUCCGGUGUUGCAGGACACCGGAACCUGUCCCAAUGUGCAGCUUUCCACAUUGGUGGGGAUCGGAACUGGUCCCGAUUUGGCGCACAUUCCCAGGUUGGUGGAGAAGGGAACUGGAACCGAUCCCUAUCCGGUUUCGAUGGACACAGACUUGCCACAUGCGAGCAGCGAAUCGUUUUCCGCCGUGUUGAUGAGGGCGUUCCUGGCGCUGUCCGUGCUGCACGCCGUCUACGUCUUCUCCAGGAUCACCUUCGACACCUUCAUGACCCACGUGUGGGAGGCCUUCGUCCAGGACUUGCCACCGCCUCGAACUCCGUCGAUCGAGGAGACGCCAGCAUUCCUGUCCGCAGGCAUUUGGCAACGGAUUGUCGCCAAGCUGGCGGAGCUGCGUACCCGAUUUCCCUAAGUCCGCUCCUGGAUGAACGGACUUUGUUAGUUUCAAUUCGGUUAUUUAUAAACCCAUCCCGCUAUUUUUACACCACCAGUUUCAGUUGCUGUUGCUGUUCCAAUCGGAUUCCUUCGCCGCCGACGUCCACUGCUGGUUGUUGUUCUCGUUGCCGGCGGCGUUAGAGAUUACGAGACAAACACGGGGUGCCCGAAAAUACGGAUUACUGUUGUUGUGUACCCGAGACGACAACAACAACAACAACUAUCUAGCCCGGCGAUAAGCGUCGGAAUCAACACGAAUCUCGGUCAACAGCUCACCGAUCCAUAGCCAAAUAAACGCCAGUUCAAAUCGAAA